Messenger RNA from Lagenorhynchus albirostris (white-beaked dolphin), 702 nucleotides. RefSeq names its product olfactory receptor 10V1-like. The transcript has a single exon. Gene Ontology annotation, molecular function: olfactory receptor activity. Bases 1 to 702 code for a protein of 233 amino acids. Lineage: Eukaryota; Metazoa; Chordata; Mammalia; Artiodactyla; Delphinidae. Gene Ontology annotation, cellular component: membrane. The record is from RefSeq and is a predicted model, not a curated record. Gene Ontology annotation, biological process: G protein-coupled receptor signaling pathway.
AUGUACCUGACCAGCCUCAGUGGAAAUGCCAUCAUUGCAGUUACUGUCCAGAUUAACCACUCUCUCCACGCCCCCAGGUACUUUUUCCUGGCUAACUUGGCAGUUCUGGAAAUCUUCUAUACAUCUUCCAUCACCCCACUGGCCUUGGAAAACCUUCUUUCAAUGGGCAAAACUCCUGUUUCUAUCACUGGAUGUGGCACCCAAAUGUUUUUCUUUGUCUUCUUGGGUGGGGUUGAUCGUGUCCUGCUUGCAGUCAUGGCUUAUGACCGGUUUAUAGCAAUCUGCUACCCUCUACGAUACACCCUCAUCAUGAGCUGGCCCUUGUGUGUGGAGUUGAUGGUAGGAUCCCUGGUACUGGGGUUCCUGCUGUCGCUACCACUGACUAUUUUAAUCUUCCAUCUCCCAUUCUGCAACAACAGCGAAAUCUACCACUUCUACUGUGACAUGCCUGCCGUCGUGCGCCUGGCUUGUGCAGACACGCACGUUCACCAAACUAUCGUCAGCUUCAUCGUCCUAAGCAUCCCCCUCUCAGUAACCUCCAUCUCCUACGUCUUCACCGUGGAAGCUAUUUUACAGAUCCAGUCAGCAGAAGGGCACCACCGAGCCUUCCCCAACCUGCUCUUCGCACAUCUUAGUGGUCCUCCUGCAGUAUGGCUGCACCAGCUUUAUAUACUUGUCCCCCAGUUCCAGCUACUCUCCUGA